Messenger RNA from Chilo suppressalis (striped riceborer), 889 nucleotides. Lineage: Eukaryota; Metazoa; Arthropoda; Insecta; Lepidoptera; Crambidae. The record is from the annotation of a GenBank genome assembly.
CACGCAUGUAAAAUGUAAACACAAAGCAGGUUGCAGAUUGGUAUACUUUACUUUACUCUUUGGUUGGAGACAACAGCCAGCCUUUACAAAAAUAGAAUAGAAUAGUUUUUGUCAACUUAUUAUUAACAAAUUAGCAUUGCAAAAUAUCAUUGCUACUAGGCAAAUAACAAAAUGUUCGCAGAGAAGGUUAUUGAAUUACUCAAAGAAGCUGAAAGAAAUCAAGAUACUAUUGAUCCUUUUAAUGAUGAAAAAAUAAGACAAAUUUUAGAAGAAAUGCAAACUUUAUUUAAAAUGAAUAUGAAUGAUGCGAAUGCAACCUCAGAAAAUAAAUCUCUAUGGACAACAGUUCAAGUGCGACAUUCAGCCUUAGAACGUAACAAGCGCUGCCUCUUGGCAUACUUGUACAGUCGGAUGGAGAAAAUAAAGACCUUACGGUGGGAGUUUGGAUCUGUAUUGCCUCCUGAUGUCAGGGAAUUGCUCUCCGAUGAUGAGUACGAAUGGUUCUCAAAGUACUCUACUAAUCUAGCUUCUUACAUGAGGUCACUGGGCCAAGAUAUCGGGUACAGCGGCAUCGAUUUGACGGAGAAUCUGCGGCCCCCCAAAGCUUUAUACAUGGAGGUUGUGUGCGCCGCGGAUUACGGCAAGCUGGAGCUGUCAGACGGAGACGUGGUGAUGUUGCGAAAAAACAGCCGCCACUUCCUACCUGCCGCUGAGUGCCAGACGCUGGUGCGGCAGGGGGUGCUUAAACAGAUCUUAUGAUGUACCAAUAAAGUUAUGUCUUAUUUACGUUGUGUUUUGUUUUGAAUAAUCGGAUCCCAGUACCAUCUAGGUCGUAGCUUAAUGACUUUAAGCUGGAGACUGACUAAGUAGUAACAUUUCGGUGUUUAUG